GCACCCCUUUUAUAGAACAAAAGGCUCAGGUUCAGGGAGUGAGGGUCUGAACUGUGCCCCCACCCUCCAGGAAGGGCCCUUCACAGCCUGGCUGCAGGGAUCAGUCACGUGUGGCCCUUUAUUAGGCCCUGCCAUAUAAGCCGAGGGCACGGGGUGGCCAGGAACUCUCUAGGCAAGAAUCCCGGAGGCAGAGGUGAGUCCUCAGGUUGGGCAGGGACUCCUCCUCUCUGUGGGGUCUCUAUCUGGGCAUCUAGAGGGGACUCCAAGGAUUAGGAGGGACUAAGUGGUGCGUCUUCCUGCUGAGCCAGGCCAUGCUGACUGCAGCACUGCUGAGCUGUGCCCUGCUGCUGGCACUGCCUGCCACGCAAGGAGCCCAGAUGGGGUUGGCCCCCCUGGAGGGCAUCAGAAGGCCUGACCAGGCCCUGUUCCCAGAGCUCCCAGGCCUGGGUCUGCGGGCCCCACUGAAGAAGACAACUGCAGAACUGGCAGAAGAGGAUCUGUUGCAGGAGGCUCAGGCCUUGGCAGAGGUACUAGACUCGCAGGACCGCGAGCCCCGCUCCUCACGUCGCUGCGUAAGGCUGCAUGAGUCCUGCCUGGGACAGCAGGUGCCUUGCUGUGAUCCCUGUGCCACAUGCUACUGCCGCUUCUUCAACGCCUUCUGCUACUGCCGCAAGCUGGGUACUGCCAUGAACCCCUGCAGCCGCACCUAGCUGGCCAACAUCAGGGUCAGGGCUAGCGUAGGGGCAAUGCGAAUAAAGAAUGGGACAAAC
Messenger RNA from Chlorocebus sabaeus (green monkey), 770 nucleotides. It is a transcript of the gene AGRP, whose product is annotated as agouti related neuropeptide. Gene Ontology annotation, cellular component: extracellular region. Gene Ontology annotation, molecular function: neuropeptide hormone activity; type 1 melanocortin receptor binding. Lineage: Eukaryota; Metazoa; Chordata; Mammalia; Primates; Cercopithecidae. Gene Ontology annotation, biological process: adult feeding behavior; neuropeptide signaling pathway; positive regulation of feeding behavior. The record is from RefSeq and is a predicted model, not a curated record.